GCAGCCACGAGCAGCGCCCCAGGUGGGCAGGAGGCGGCGGUACCUGCCCGGGGCCCAGGGUCGGUCCACCCGCCGCGCUGCGCCCAGUGAGGGCGAAACGGAGGGAUUGCUUGGAGAAGUGGUGCGUCGUGGACGGGUCGCUGAUGAAGAAAGACACAGUGUUCCAGCAGUCCCUGAGCUGAAAGGGGCCGGAGAGCGCCGGCAUGGGCUCGGAGCUGCCCGCACCUUGGCUGCUGCUCUUCACCUGGCUCCCAACAGGCUGCAUGUCCUUGCUGGUGACGGUCCAGCACACAGAGCGCUAUGUUACCCUGUUUGCCUCGGUUAUCCUCAAAUGUGACUACACCACCUCUGCCCAGCUCCAGGAUGUGGUGGUGACGUGGCGCUUCAAGUCCUUCUGCAAAGACCCCAUCUUUGACUACUACUCUGCAUCAUACCAGGCAGCUUUGUCCCUGGGCCAGGACCCGUCCAAUGACUGCAAUGACAGCCAGCGGGAGGUUCGCAUCGUGGCCCAGCGGCGGGGGCAGAGUGAACCUGUGCUGGGGGUGGAUUACCGGCAGCGCAAGAUCACCAUCCAGAAUCGAGCAGAUCUGGUGAUUAAUGAAGUGAUGUGGUGGGACCAUGGAGUGUAUUACUGCACCAUUGAGGCCCCAGGGGACACGUCAGGAGACCCAGAUAAGGAAGUGAAGCUCAUCGUCCUGCACUGGCUGACCGUGAUCUUCAUUGUCCUGGGAGCCCUCCUCCUGCUCCUGCUGAUUGGAGUGUGCUGGUGCCAGUGCUGUCCCCAGUACUGCUGCUGCUACCUCCGCUGCCCCUGCUGUCCCAACCGCUGCUGCUGUCCCCAGGAAGCCCUAGCCCGCCACCGCUACAUGAAGCAGGCUCAGGCCCUAGGCUCUCAGAUGAUGGAAAAACCCCUGUACUGGGGGGCGGACAGGAGCUCCCAGUUUUCUUCUUAUCCAGUGAACCCACUGCUGCAGCGAGAUUUGUCCCUGCGAUCCAGCCUCCCCGAGGUGCCAGUGACCCAGGCAAUCGCUCACCCUCCCAUCCCCAGUGGUGUCCUAGAGUAUUUGGAGAAGGAGCUGCGGAACCUCAACCCAGCCCAGCCUCUGCCGCCUGACCUCCAGGCCAUAUCUGGCCACCCCUGCAGCAUCCUGUCCUCCCUGGGCUCUGAGGUUGUGGAACGCAGAGUUAUCCACCUGCCUCCCCUGGUCAGAGGCCUCCCAGCUUCGCGGAGGACCAGCAGCUCCUCCCGCCAGCAGUGGCUCCCCACACCGCCAUCUCCCCCCAGACCCUGGGAUCUGAGGGAGGGGAGAAGGCAGCACCGCUACUCUGAUUUCCACCAGGAGCUCCGGGAUCCUGAGGCUCAGUGCUGGGAGUUGGAGCAAAGGGAACUGGACCGACUGCGGCGUGGGAGGCACCGUGGCUCCAGGCAUCGCUGGUCACCCAGGCCCUGGUCGGACAGGGACAGCCUCAGCGACGGCGAUGGCCCCUCAUCCAGUGAGGCCCACUGGCGGCCCCACCGCCCCCCUCUCCGGAGCCGCUAUCCAGAGAGAGAUCCUCGCAAGCCCAGCCCCAAGGAAAGCGCUCAGGGGCACCGGAGGCGCAGGCCCCGCAGCUACUCCCCUCCCCUGGCCUCUGGCCUCAGUUCCUGGAGCUCUGAGGAGGAGAAGGAGAGGCAGCCCCAGAGUUGGGGGACCCGCCGCCAUCGUCGCUCAUGUUCCCCAAACUGGCCUGAGGAGAAGCCACCCAGCUACCGCUCACUGGAUGUCAGCUCAGGCAAGAAUGGCAAGAAAAAAGGGAGUGUGAAGAGGCGCUUGGAGAGAGAGAGCUCCCAUAGUGGAAGGAGUGUGGUCAUUUAGUCACCAGGCACAACACUGCUUCUGUGGCGACUUCUCAGCUCCUGUGUGUCAGCAGCAGCAUCUAGACUUCCAGUUGACUUGAGAUGGACAUUGCAAGUUUGUAUCUUUGGCUUAGAUUCUGAGAAUCAGAUGGAAGAAUUUUAUAAACAAAGUUUGAGGAGUUAAUGACUGGUGUUUUAACCUUGGUACAUACUCUGCAUGUUCAGGUAGUCAGACUUGUAAUGAAUCCUAACUGGGAUGUGAUUCCCUCAGGAACUUAGUAACCUGAGUCUUCAACUGGGUCACACUGCUCAGAACUGUGGCCAUUCUCAAGGUGAGAACUCAGGAAUCUUUAAGAGGAAAUCAAACAUGUCUCAGAGCAAGAAAUCUAUGGAGUACUAUAAGGAAAUUUCCAUGGAACCUUGUCUCCCCCGAUAGCAUAUCUAGAGGAUCCCUUCAUGUUAUGAGUCCACUUUACUGCCCCUAAGACUGGUCCUGAGUGCCUUUGAGGGUUCACGCCGAGAUGGCACAGGAAAUGUUCCAGCAAUGUGCCCUCUCACAGGCUAUUUAUUGCAAGUGUACAAAGUCACAGAGAAGCACUUUUGCGCCAGUUUUAUUCCUUUCCUUUGUUUUCUUCUUGCUUUUUUCUUUUUUUGCCUGUAUCUAUAUAUUUUUUUAUAUAGUAUGUAUCCAUUAAAAUCACUUUAAAUGCUUUUGGGGAAUAGCAUAAUACAUAAAUAAAUAAGAAGUGAAAGGUACUUACUUGAGGAUUCUGUCCUAGAUAUCUAUUUUAAUGCACUUGAAAUUAAGCCUUCUCUGACUAAGGCUCAGAGAAGAGCCAGAUCAACCUGAUAGUUGUGGAACCACCUUUCUCUUGGCACCAUUGAGCCUUGCAGGGUGGGGAUUUUCCAAGUAAAGGCAUCCAGACAGGUUUUGCCACUCGGUGCCCCAGGAGGAAGGAUCUGUGCCUCUCUGUAACAAGCCCUACAUCUCUCUCAUUUUCCUUAGGCCCCUCUGGUGUCUUCAUGAAUCCAUUUGUACUUCAUGUAGAGACUCUCCUCCAGCAGACCAUAAGGAGAUGUCCUGAGAUGAAGUGUGUGUGAAUGUAUGUGUGUUCCUCAACAGUAUCUUUGUGUGUAUGGCCUUAAGCUCAUUUUAGAUCCUUUUGUAUUGACAUCUAUUUUUUCUCCAUCCAUUUUUCUCAUUAAUUACAUACUGGAGAAAACUGAUAAAUGCCUGCACUGGGCAAAUGUUUCUUUGAGAUUAUUUUAAUGUCCAUAAUGUAACCGAGUCUAAAUUGGCAAAAUAGAAAAAAAAUUAAAAUUUUAAUAGAUAAUUCAGUAACUGAGAGACUUCUGGUCUAGACAAGCUGACAUAGACCUCUUUUCCUCUGCUCUUCCUCACUAAACACAACUUUAUAAA
Messenger RNA from Dama dama (fallow deer), 3257 nucleotides. It is a transcript of the gene ILDR1, whose product is annotated as immunoglobulin like domain containing receptor 1. Lineage: Eukaryota; Metazoa; Chordata; Mammalia; Artiodactyla; Cervidae. Gene Ontology annotation, molecular function: high-density lipoprotein particle receptor activity. The record is from RefSeq and is a predicted model, not a curated record. Bases 204 to 1856 code for a protein of 550 amino acids. The transcript is spliced from 8 exons. Gene Ontology annotation, cellular component: plasma membrane.